This is a messenger RNA of Populus nigra (black poplar), 1590 nucleotides long. Its product is annotated as syntaxin-32. Gene Ontology annotation, molecular function: SNAP receptor activity; SNARE binding. The record is from RefSeq and is a predicted model, not a curated record. Gene Ontology annotation, cellular component: SNARE complex; endomembrane system; Golgi membrane. NCBI's taxonomy places the organism in Eukaryota, Viridiplantae, Streptophyta, Magnoliopsida, Malpighiales, Salicaceae. The coding region runs from base 363 to 1385 and encodes 340 amino acids. Gene Ontology annotation, biological process: endoplasmic reticulum to Golgi vesicle-mediated transport; vesicle fusion; intracellular protein transport. The transcript has 5 exons.
GUUGAAAUUCAAUUAUUUUUUGUAGUCGGAUUUGAAAAUUGGGCGUCUUAAUUUUGGACCCAAAUUGUACAGCACAACAAUUCAUCAGGUAGAUCUAGAUUUUAGAUCUCCUCUCCCCUCCUCUCUUCUCCCAAUUGAGCAAACAAUCUCUCUCUCCUUUCCUUUUCCUCAAUUCUAUCCUAAACCCUAUUUACAAUUCUGUCCUACUUUGUCUUCUCUUACCGUUCCUCUGGCAAUCCAAUCCUCAGUUUCGGGUUUGGAGAUCGGGCAUGCCCCUUUUUAUAAAUAGGAUUUAAUUCAUAUUAUUAUUAUUACUAUUAUUUUGUAAAAAAAAAAACAACGAAAGAAAAUAGAGGACGAAGAUGAUGAUGCCGCCGGUAAAAACAUCGUAUAGGGAUCGGACACAAGAGUUUUUGAGUGUAGCAGAGAGGUUAAAGAAAUCGUUCUCAUCGGCGAACAAUGUGGCAUCUUCCAGCAGUGGUAGCAGCACCAAGGCCGAUGCCACGCGAUCUGCUGUGGCGAUUCAAUCUGAAUUUAAUAAAAGAGCAUCCAAGAUUGGGCUUGGGAUCCACCAGACAUCGCAAAAGCUGGCAAAGCUCGCAAAACUUGCAAAAAGAACAUCAGUGUUUGAUGAUCCAACUCUGGAGAUCCAAGAGUUGACAGCCGUAAUAAAACAAGAUAUUACUGUGCUUAAUUCAGCUGUAGUAGACCUCCAACUCCUUUGCAGCUCCCAGAAUGGAAGUGGAAACAUCUCAAGUGAUACUACAACUCAUUCCACCACAGUUGUGGAUAACCUAAAGAAUCGCUUGAUGACUGCUACAAAGGAGUUUAAAGAAGUCCUCACAAUGCGGACAGAGAAUCUAAAGGUUCAUGAGAAUCGAAGGCAGUUGUUUUCUUCCACUGCUUCAAAAGACACCUCAAAUCCCUUUGUUCGCCAGCGUCCACUUGCUUCCAGGACAGCUGCUAAUGCAUCACAGGCUCCUCCCCCCCCAUGGGCCAAUGGUUCUGUAUCCUCACCCCAGUUAUUUACCAGCAAGCAAACAGAUGUAGAGUCCCAGCCACUUUUGCAGCAGCAGCAGCAGCAGCAAAUGGUUCCACUACAAGACAGUUACAUGCAGAGCAGAGCUGAAGCACUUCAUAAUGUGGAGUCAACAAUCCAUGAGCUGAGCAACAUCUUUACUCAACUAGCUACUAUGGUUUCACAGCAAGGAGAACUUGCAAUAAGGAUUGACGAGAACAUGGAUGAGACACUGUCAAAUGUAGAAGGUGCGCAGGGCCAGCUAGUCAGGUAUCUUAACAGUAUUUCAUCCAACCGAUGGCUGAUGAUGAAAAUAUUCCUUGUACUUAUUGUAUUCCUCAUGUUUUUUGUAUUUUUUGUGGCGUAAGAGUUUACAAGAAAAAUGCACUUGAAACGUAUAUUUCCCUUUCAUUUUCCUGCUCACGGUGCGUUAUCUGUAUUCUUGCCCUUGAAAUUACGAAUGCAAAGCAUGUAUGUAUAUUUGUACUAUGAAAUCAGGUCAAGGGGGCCUACCCAUUUUUGACUUUUGACUUCAAACCUUGUUAAUUUAUUCCAAAAAUCCUUCUGUUUAA